AUGGGUAAAUCUCGAGAAGCGAAGAAACCUCUGAUACCGCAAAACCUUGACGAUAUUGUCGUUUUGGGAAGAUACACUCUGUUGGUCUGCCUUCUGACAGAGUUCGCCUUCCUUUCACAACUUUCCAAUACAAUGUACAUGGUUUACGCAGGUUCGUCACCAGCAAUCAAAGGAUGCGGGAACAUAACAUUUGCAAGCAUGGAUGACGCUUGCGCCAAUCUCCAUUCAUGCGAAGAUGCUCCAUUGGAACUGGAAAGCCAGUUCUAUUCCGUAAACGAAGAGUGGGGGAUCCACUGCGAGAACAGAUAUUUGGAACGAAGGAGCACUUCGCUUCAAAUGCUUGGCGUUAUGAUAGGAUCUCUGACAUCAGGCCAAAUCAGUUCAUCAUUUGGAAGAAAGAAGCCACUGGUGAUUUGCUUAGCUAUGACGGGUGUACUGAGCUUAGCCACGUAUUUCGUCACCAAUCUUAUCCAGUUCACAGCAAUUCGCUUUGUACUGGGACUCUUCACGGGGGGUCACUCAACGUAAGU
This is a messenger RNA of Strongylus vulgaris, 530 nucleotides long. The record is from the annotation of a GenBank genome assembly. NCBI's taxonomy places the organism in Eukaryota, Metazoa, Nematoda, Chromadorea, Rhabditida, Strongylidae.